Molecule: messenger RNA, 2436 nt
Organism: Scedosporium apiospermum
Lineage: Eukaryota; Fungi; Ascomycota; Sordariomycetes; Microascales; Microascaceae
Exons: 6
Coding region: 1-2436 (811 amino acids)
Source: RefSeq, a predicted model, not a curated record
AUGCCAUACGUAACUACGUUUUCACUAAUCAGGGUUGGAGUUAGCGACGUGUUGCUACGACACGUCAAGGUCUUCCAUGGCCAGGAUAACGCGGCAAAUGAAGGGCGAAACAACCAGCGGAUCGCUGUCGAAAACAGCCCGAACUCUCUACGCGGUGGCCAAUAUCCCAGCAACAGCAGCCCUGGCGACGAGAGCGAGAUUGACGUCGAUGAUAGCGAGGAUGAUACAUCACCAGCCCAGGAAACUAUGCCGGUCCACAGCCUCCACCUGGAAGACCCACCGGCGGCGGCUGGCCAAAUGGGCACCACCGACCUCGAUGGGUUAGUUGCCGCAUCAAUGCUGCAGGCUCGCAAGGAAGGACUAAACGGAUCCGUAAAUGCAGCACUGCGCCCUUUACUCCAAGUAACUCACCCGAACCACCCUCAUACGGCACCAGAACCUACGGCAACACAGGACUUCGUAGCCCCUGACCUGACGACGGCACCAAGAGACAUCACCAGUAGCAACACUGGUUUCCGGCCACAUGAACCUUUGUUUACUACUGGUGGCAAUCUUGUACCGGCUUCCUUCAUAAUAGGCAACUCCUAUCCCAGUAAUCUCCACCUCUGCCAGGAUAUAUUCGACUCGUUCGACAACAACAUCAACUCGCCGAAUUUUAUAAACUUUAGUACUGAAAGCGGCCUUGCGUCCAGCGUGAUAAGCUCUCAGAUAUCUAGCAAGGAACGGGCGAGCUGUAUUCCCCUUGAGCGUUUCGCUCGUGUUGCGGGGCUGUGGCCAAACAAGAGGGGGUCUACAGCGGGUCACGAAGCAACUAAUAUAUGGGCUGAAGUGGUAGAGUACAAGGGCGAUAACAUUUUGGCGGAUACUUCCAUCGCGCGAUCUUCGCCAGUUCCUUCAAUCGGUAAGGAGAACGAAUCGAAAUGGGGCCUGGAUGAGGAUAAGCGCCAGGAGCUUAUCCACGAGCUCGGGUCGGACCUUCUAUCUCUCAAUGAUGGUAAUAACUUUGAGAGAAUCGUCCUCGCAGGGCGCCACCGAGAAAUGCUGUCACCAGUUAGCCACGCCGUGCUUCGGACCAGGGAGCUCUGCGACGCUUAUCUCUCGCCUCACAUCUGCGACGCUACUCCUGACCGCUUGGAGGAUCUGCCUGGCUCGUAUGAGAUGCUGGCGCGGAUGCUGUACAAUCAGACAUUGUCGCUUGCUCAACUCUCAGGGCUAUUCGCCAUGCGCUCAGCUUCACCUAGUAUAGAAGAUCUCCUAGAUCGACUCAGAACGCAAGGCGAGGCUCAAAGUCAGCGCCAGAGCGACGACGCUCUGUGGAAGGCUUGGGCGCGAACUGAGAGCCUUAAACGGCUCAUUGCUACUAUGAUCGCUACUGAUGCUUGGUGGUCGUAUAGCCUAGGCGAGGCGCCGCUCAUCCGUACCCGUACAAUUCAAUUCGAGCAUCCAUGCUCUGCUGAGCUAUUCCAGUCUUCCUCAGCCAGGUCGUGGAAGCGGCUCGUCGAAGAUGGCUCCAGUAUCGUGUCCGGAUCUAUCUUGAUCCAGAUGCAUGAACCCUCAGUGCGCCUGUCAGAAUCGCAGAAUGUCUCGCCGACAGGCAUCAUCGGCCUGCUCUCUAUUAUCUGGAUCCGAAUCCUCGAAGUCCACCAUCACGCAGCCAAAGUAGACCACAGAAUCUCCAAUGCACCGCAAAUAGUAUUUGCCUUAGAAGAGUCCGGGAAUGUGCUGUCACGUAUGUUAGAUGACAUAUACAGGGCCUACGCUCGUUUCCUCGGGCUCAAGAACCCCAACUGCAUCACGAUGUGGCACUUCCUAAACCUCAAUCUCUUCUCCAACCUCCAAGUCUUCGAGCUCGCUGCCGGCCGAAAUGGAGCAGACAGUGCUCACGAAGCAUUGAGGAACAUCGCCGCGUGGAGUCAUACCUGGUAUGCACGUCGGGCUUGCCUCCAUGCCGCGGGCAUCUACACCGCCAUGAAUCGCCGCCGCAUCAACGACGGAACCAUGUUUCACUCUGAGGUUUCCAUCUUCGCGGCGGCCUUGGUACUAGGGCUCUAUGUGUUUAUGAUGGGCUCGAGCCAUGACGAUGAUCUAAGCCAUCAACUCGGCGCGGGAACGGAUGUGGAGCCUUACGAGUUUCUAAACGAAGCGGAUUGGCCUGGGUUGGGCGGCGAUGGGAGCGCGUCAUCAUCGUUCUCACCUUCGAUAGCUGCCGAUGAUGGCCAGGAGAACGCUGCGAGGCGUUGGGUAAGGGAAGGGGGCGUAGUUAGCUUUUCGGGAGUCAUCUGUGAGGGCGGGUACAAUGCGGCCAAAAUGAUCCUUCUUGAAUUUGCUAGCUUACUGGAAGAGGUGGGGAAGUGGGACGCGAAACCCCUAUGCCGUAUUUUGAGAAUCAUGAGUGAUUCGUUGCUUGAUAUAGAGGAUCAGCCGGACUGUAUCUGA